UCAAUAAACAAGAAUCUCCCAAGGCCCCAACUUGGUGUUUGCGAAACAUGGUCUGAAAGUCUGAGCUCCCAAGAGUAUCAUAAACUCCCUAAACUCCCACGCUCACCUCAAAAUUUGGUCCUAUAGUCCCCCCCCCCUACCCCUACUACAGUCUACAGACUACUAGUCGCGCACCACCGAGACCUCGAGACAUGGAGCAUCUCGCAAUCGCAAAGGACUACAACGUCCAACCCCUGCUGUUCCCACCAAUCACAACCGCUACUUCCGUAGCUGCAAUAUAUCUUCAUAGAAACAAUCUGAUCAGCUCCAACUUCUUCAGCACCAGAAAAAGGGCAGCAACUGGAAAAUGUGCCAGAAGACUCACACCAAUUACUUCCUCUACCACUACGACGUCGUCUGGAGGAGAGAGAAUGAGCUUCGACUCGCCCGCCAAGGCACUCCGACGUCUGCUUGAUUCCCCUGGCAUCCACCAAGGUCCUGCUUGCUUCGAUGCUCUCAGCGCUAAGCUAGUGAAGAAUGCUGGUUUCGAUUUUUGUUUCACUAGUGGCUUUUCAAUUUCAGCUGCUAGGUUGGGGUUACCUGAUGUUGGUCUUAUAUCCUAUGGGGAAAUGGUGGAUCAAGGGCAGAAAAUCACGGAUGCUGUGUCCAUACCUGUAAUAGGGGAUGGUGAUAAUGGAUAUGGCAAUGCAAUGAAUGUGAAGAGAACUGUGAAAGGAUACAUCAAAGCUGGCUUUGCAGGAAUCAUUCUGGAAGACCAAGUAUCUCCUAAAGCUUGCGGUCACACACAAGGCAGGAAAGUCACCUCCAUAGACGAAGCAGUAAUGCGGAUAAAAGCAGCUAUAGAUGCUAGAAGAGAUAGUGGUUCAGAUAUUGUCAUUGUGGCAAGGACUGAUUCUCGUCAAGCAGUGUCUUUUGAAGAAUCAUUACGGAGAUCACAGGCCUUUGCUGAUGCUGGAGCUGAUGUUUUGUUUAUAGAUGCACUAGCGACAAGACAGGAGAUGCAGGCCUUCUGUGAAAUUUCACCUUCAGUUCCUAAAAUGGCAAACAUGCUUGAAGGAGGAGGAAAAACACCUAUUCUCACUCCUAUUGAACUUGAAGACAUUGGGUACAAAAUUGUUGCUUACCCACUUUCGCUGAUAGGGGUCUCAAUUCACGCAAUGCAGGAUGCUCUAAAUGCCAUUAGAAGAGGCCAUAUUCCUUCUCCAGGCAGUAUGCCUUCAUUUGAGGAGGUCAAAAAUAUUUUAGGCUUCAAUGAUUAUUAUGAAGAGGAGAAGCUGUAUGCCUCAACCCUGAUGCCUCAACCUUCCCCUAGAGCUGUUGAGAGUGGUUACAAUCUCAUACAAAGUGAUCAAGAUAGCUUGAAUGAGAAUGGACAAUCUGUGCAAGAUCCCCCAGUUGAAGUGGUAAUUCCUGAAGUUUAUACUAAUUAUGGUGCAGAUGCUUCAAGGGAAGCUUUUGGCAGUAUAUGGUCUCGAACAUUGAGAAUCAAAGUUACAGGAAAUGAUGGUUCUAAUAAGCUCGACGUCAGGAUUCCUGCUGGAUUCUUGGAUGGUAUCACAAAUAUAGUUCCAGCCUUAGUAGGUGUAAAUCUCAAGCAGCUUUUGAACAAUGCGGCUGAAGGGAUGCAAGGGACACUCUUAGAUUUUAAUGACACACUUGGCGAUAGGAUACAAGUCUUUUUGGAGUAACAAACUGAAUGAAGUUUUGUUGUGGAAAGGUGAAGUACCUUAAAUAUGCAAUACUAUAAGCAUCGACGCUGCGGAAGCUGAUAUCAUACCAUACAUGUGAAUUAUUGAUCAUGAAUUAUGCUUAUGGAUAUAUUACGACUUACAAGAUGCAGCAGCUCAUCAAGUCUCGAUAAAUGUCCAUAGCAGUCACAUGAGGGAUUAGCAACAGUUUUGCCAAUCAAUGAAAAAGAUUAUUAGUAGCCCUAUUUCACCGUCAGUGUUAAUUUUGUACAAAACAUUUUAUGAGACGAAGCAUUUUCGUAUUGUUUUCUUCUUUUUUAGCAUAAGAUAAUAUAAUAUUAUACUUCA
Molecule: messenger RNA, 2036 nt
Organism: Beta vulgaris subsp. vulgaris (sugar beet)
Lineage: Eukaryota; Viridiplantae; Streptophyta; Magnoliopsida; Caryophyllales; Amaranthaceae
Exons: 8
Coding region: 192-1688 (498 amino acids)
Molecular function (GO): catalytic activity
Source: RefSeq, a predicted model, not a curated record